Helobdella robusta is the source of this 366-nucleotide messenger RNA. RefSeq lists its product as hypothetical. NCBI's taxonomy places the organism in Eukaryota, Metazoa, Annelida, Clitellata, Rhynchobdellida, Glossiphoniidae. The record is from RefSeq and is a predicted model, not a curated record. The transcript has 3 exons. Bases 1 to 366 code for a protein of 121 amino acids.
AUGCAUAAUCAACUUAAAUUAGCAGACAACCCUGCAAGCGACGUAGAUGCAACCUCACCAACCUCGGAGCAACAACCAUUGGAACCAUCAAAUAAUGCGACAUCUACUUCGUCACCCUCACCAACAGAAUCAAUAGAAUCAACUCUACCAGGCGUCAAACUACCAAAAACUUCAAUACAAUGGGCUUUGACAAUCUUAUCAGAUCAACAAGUAAAGAACUGCGAGCCAAACUGUUAUCAACAAAAAUAUCAAAAUCUGAUGAUAACCAGAAAAAAUGCCAACUACCAAACUGGACUCAACAGCUACAAAAACCAUCAACACCCUGCAACACAAGCCCUCCAUCAUGCCACGAAAUAUCUACAAUAG